Messenger RNA from Xenopus tropicalis (tropical clawed frog), 653 nucleotides. RefSeq names its product FKBP prolyl isomerase 11 (gene fkbp11). NCBI's taxonomy places the organism in Eukaryota, Metazoa, Chordata, Amphibia, Anura, Pipidae. Bases 53 to 634 code for a protein of 193 amino acids. Gene Ontology annotation, cellular component: membrane. The transcript is spliced from 6 exons. Gene Ontology annotation, molecular function: isomerase activity; peptidyl-prolyl cis-trans isomerase activity. The record is from RefSeq and is a predicted model, not a curated record.
ACGCUCCCUAUGUGCUGGCUCUCUCUCUCUCUUGUGUUGGGCAGCUGUCACCAUGUUCUGGGGGUUUGUGCUCCUCCUGCUCCUCACGCCUCCAACACUCAGGGCAGAAACCCCGGAGGAAGAGAGUGAGAAUGUCACUGAGCUUGUGGUUGAGACCGUGGAGAAGCCGGACUCAUGCACUGAAACUGCGGAUAUGGGGGACACCAUCCAUCUGCAUUACACGGGAAGGCUAGAAGAUGGGCGGAUUAUUGACAGUUCCCUUUCUCGAGAUCCUCUUGUGGUUGAACUUGGAAAGAAACAAGUUAUUCCAGGUCUGGAAAAGAGUUUGGUAGGCAUGUGUGUUGGAGAGAAGCGCAAAAUGGUUAUCCCCCCUCACAUGGCUUACGGCAAGAGAGGAUACCCUCCUUCUAUACCAGGUGAUGCUGUGCUGCAGUUUGAGACAGAAGUAAUGGCACUGUUCAAGCCUACCCCCUGGCAGACUCUUGUGAAUGAUAUUUUCCCCCUACUGUGCAUUGGUUUGGUACCCACGCUUUUGGGGCUUAUUGGCUAUCACUUGUACGCCAAAGCUAAAAGCCCUGCUGUAUCCAAGAGGAAACAAAAGGAGGAGAAAAGAAACAAAGCAAAAAAGAAAUAAAAUACUAUAUUUUCUCAUA